Molecule: messenger RNA, 341 nt
Organism: Mycetomoellerius zeteki
Lineage: Eukaryota; Metazoa; Arthropoda; Insecta; Hymenoptera; Formicidae
Exons: 3
Coding region: 98-262 (54 amino acids)
Source: RefSeq, a predicted model, not a curated record
GUAACGAUAUAUAAAAGAUGUGUACUUCAUGUAGAAAGCAUAAUUUGAGUUCAAUUACAGUUAGACUAAGAUACAGACUAAGAACGAUAUAUUCAACAUGAGGUUUACAAUGUACAUCGUGAUGCUGUUAGUUGCAAUCUGCGCUCUGUUUGCCGAUACUCAUACACUCUUGACACAUAGAAUUCGGUUACCAAACGGUCCUGGCUACGGCCCAUUUAAUCCUCACCAACCUUGGCCAAUACCAUGGCCAAACAAUGGUUAAUAAUCAGGAUGACAUCGAGAUUCUAACUAAAAAUUAUGACAAGGCUCCUUAUUUUAAAUAAACUAAAAACUGAAAGCUA